AAGUUUGGAGGCCAGGCGAGCAGUGGGAUACCGACGGAUAGGAAGUGACGGGACUGCAUGAAUUGCAGAGGGAGAAAAAAAAAGAAGACGGGAAUAUCAACACAAAGCAGAAUGAGAAGCAACGUGCGAUCACCGGACUGUUGGCUGUAGUGCGAGGGGGGGGGUGGGAUGAAUGGGCGCAUGAUCUGAUCACCGGAGAGAGAGACUUUCAGUGGAGGUGAACCAGGCUCCCAAAAGAGAGAAGCAGAGAUUUUACUGAGGGGAUUGUCGUCUGAUUUCCAUGACCGUGCUUGUAAUUCUGGAAAGUGCUCGGGCACAGGGGACCAUAUGGGACUGCGACCUGUAAACUAUAACCCCGCUUUGGAUAUGAAGGAAAAGACUUUACGACAAAUCCAAGAUCACAGUUAAGGGAUAUGAACGCAGAUCUUUGGAUUUCACCGCGAUUUUUUCCUCUGUCGGGUUCAGUUUUGCGUCUUUGGGGAUGUUUGCGAGUUGCAUCUCUGCGGCUUCGGUUCGGACACUGACCCGUCUCUGUGCGCUGGUGCUGGUCGUCGCUGUGGGACUCGGUUCGGAACUGAGGGUCCGGGUCCGGCUCUCUGACGGACUGGUGACCGAGGAGGUUUUGGAGGCGGACAAUGAGAGAGACUCGAUAUCUCUCGAAUUCAAGCAGGGAGAUGGGACACUCAUCACUUUUGUGGCGGACUUCAAACAGGAUGUGAAGAUAUUUCGAGCGCUGAUCCUGGGCGAGCUGGAAAGAGGGCAGAACCAGUACCAGGCCCUGUGUUUCAUCUCUCGCCUCAACCGCAAUGAGAUCAUCCCCAGUGAGUCUAUGGCCCGUCUCAGACAGAAAAAUCCUCAGGCCAUUCGCUUGGCAGAGGAGCGGAGGGGACUGGAACAGCUGACGAUGAGCGUGGCCGUCAACUUAAGUCGGGCCUUGCAACUCAGCUCCCACAUCCACAACAUGUGCAGCGAGGCCCGAGAGGCCAUUUACACCAGGGAGUCAGACGUCAAACACUGGCUGGACAAAGGAGUGGAUGGCUCCAUCUUCGAGGGCCUGCCACAAACAACAGAGGUGCCCAGCUUUCAGGCCUGUCACUCUACUAAAGACUUGUGGCAGCCCUGUCUCUGCACAUACAGCCUGCGUCUGGAGUGGUACCCGUGUCUGCUAAAGUAUUGCCGCAGCAGGGACACCACAGGCAAAGGCUCUACCUACAAGUGUGGGAUAAAGAGCUGCAGCAAGGGCUACCAUUUCACCUACUAUGUUCCCCAAAAACAGCUCUGUCUAUGGAAUGAGGAGACCUAGCAUUUUGUUCUGGAUGGUUAGGAAUAGAGUAAUGCAUUUUUUCCCCAGCCAAGCCAAUGCUUCUCCACCGAAGCUAUUCAAAGUAAACACAGUAACACUGGACCUCAGUUUAUAUGAUGAUGAGUGAAGCUGUCUCAGGUGGGGAGUGGUGAGUUCCAGAUGUUCAAGCUGAAACAGAAACGAAUUCAGGUUCCAAAUGAGACCAAAACCUUUAAGGAAGGAGAGAUGCAGCAAUAAGAAGACCCACUAACUUAAUGCCUUUUCUGGGAAAAUGACAUAUCAUUGUCAUCUAUAAUGUGACUUUGCCAAGAAACUGUCACUUUUGUGCCUUUUUUUGGGAGAAAUUAUUGGAGCAGAUGAUAGAGACCAACAACAAUAACCUCUCAAACAAGCUACGGUAUGCACAAAGCUGGACAGUGCAUUUCUGCUCAAUUAAACACCAGCAGAGGAAAAACAGAGUCCCACUCUGAUCAGAGGAGUCAUACAAACACAAUCUUCCAUCCUGGUGAAGGAAAAUUUGGAUGGUGGAUUUAUCUUGCUUCUAAAGGUCUGUGAAAAACAAUUUAUUGCCAGCUAAACACCUGUUUAUAACAAUGUAAGCUGGCUGACAAAGAAAAUGCUUCUCCAAUGCUGGCUUUAUUUAUUCUAGUUGCAAAAUGAAAUUAUGGUGGACUAUUUUUGUAUAAUUUUGUUUAAAAAAAAAUAACCUCAUCAAGUUUCUCUCCUUUUUGAAUUAAACAGGCUCUUAAAUUUACAUGUCUGAACCACAGGUCCUCGGUAACAAGAAGUAUUCAAACAAAUUUCAGAACAUUUUUUUAACCUCUUGGAUUUUGGACGCUGCUUCUUGUCUCAUCCAUACUUUAUGCUACGUUGCUGCCAAGUUUUCAUGGUUGUACACCCUUUGUGGAUAAACAGGUUUAUUAUAAUAUUUAAUAGGACAGUUUUAGUUAUACUUCACCCCAUCAUGCCCAUCACUCACUUUUUCAGUCUGUUUUUAAAAGUGUCAAUUAAACCAAAGUCAAAAGAGGGGUGUAAAGUUUCAUUUGUCUAGAAACAGGCCCUUCAGUAUGGUGUGUUUCCAUGUUAGGAUUUACUAAAACUGCAGUGUAGCCUGUUAAUAAUCUAUACUGCCAUCUUGUGGUUAUACAGUGUUUCUGUUUCUUGUGUUUUCUAUUUUAUCCCAAUGCCAGAAUUCUGUUUCUGUUUUGUCUGUUAAUGUCAACAGUUACAUGUUUAUAAUUUAUGCAUCUCAAAUCCCUGAUCAUUUACAGGAAUAAUUUAAGGAGCACUUCUUGAACUUGUUGGACCAAAUUUCAUUUUUUUUUCUGUCUGUUCCUUAGAGCAAUAGGUUGAAGUAUGAAUUUGGUCUGCCUUACCUCCAUCUUCAUUUCAGACUUUACUGCCAUAUCAAAAGUUCAUUUUGUGUUUUGUGUGUUGGUAUGUCCUGCUAACUAAAGAACCAAAUGAGUGAAACAUUUCUAUUUGUGGCCUUUUCUGGUGAUCAAGUGCCUUAACAUUUCCACUGAUAUCUUUUCUAUGUAAUUGUAGACUAAGUCAUAUUUUUUCUAUGAAAGAGUUGUUAAUAUGCUGUAAGUUGCCAUAAGGAGAAAAUGAAGCAAUUAGGUAAUGAACCAUUAAGAGUUGUUUUACAUGAUUUGUUUCAAUAAAGUCUUUCUUUGCACUGCA
This is a messenger RNA of Seriola dumerili (greater amberjack), 2989 nucleotides long. It is a transcript of the gene oafa, whose product is annotated as out at first homolog. The record is from RefSeq and is a predicted model, not a curated record. NCBI's taxonomy places the organism in Eukaryota, Metazoa, Chordata, Actinopteri, Carangiformes, Carangidae. The transcript has 4 exons. The coding region runs from base 482 to 1303 and encodes 273 amino acids.